ACCGACAGGGGUCACUGGAUGAAUUCGAAGGAGUCACAUGACUGGGAAAUAAUUCAGGGUUGAGGGUUCCCGUUUCCUGAUACAGACUUGAUCAUCAUGCCUACCAUGCAGCAGUCGCCCCAGGAUGAGCAGGAGAAGCUUCUGGAUGAAGCUGUUCAGGCUGUCAAGGUGCAGUCAUUUCAGAUGAAGCGAUGCCUGGACAAGAACAAACUGAUGGAUGCCCUGAAACAUGCCUCCAACAUGCUAGGGGAACUCAGGACCUCCAUGCUGUCUCCAAAAAGCUACUAUGAACUCUACAUGGCCAUCUCUGACGAGCUCCACUACCUGGAGGUGUACCUGACGGAUGAAUUUGCCAAGGGCAGAAAGGUGGCUGACCUGUACGAGUUGGUCCAGUAUGCAGGCAACAUCAUCCCCAGACUGUACCUGCUGAUAACCGUGGGGGUGGUGUACGUGCGCUCCUUCCCUCAGUCCCGUAAGGACAUCCUGAAGGACCUGGUGGAGAUGUGUCGCGGGGUCCAGCACCCUCUGCGCGGCUUGUUCCUCCGAAACUACCUGCUGCAGUGCACCCGCAACAUCCUGCCUGACGACGGGGAGCAGACAGAGGGAGGUGAGGAGAUGACAGGAGACAUUAACGACUCCAUCGACUUUGUCCUGCUCAACUUUGCUGAGAUGAACAAGCUGUGGGUGCGCAUGCAGCACCAGGGCCACAGCCGCGACCGGGAGAAGAGGGAGAAGGAGAGGCAGGAGCUCCGCAUCUUGGUGGGCACCAACCUCGUUCGUCUCAGCCAGCUGGAGGGGGUCAACGUGGAGAAGUACAAACAGAUUGUGCUGUCAGGUGUGCUGGAGCAGGUUGUGAACUGCAGGGAUCCCCUGGCCCAGGAAUACCUGAUGGAGUGCAUUAUCCAGGUCUUCCCCGAUGAGUUCCACCUGCAGACGCUCAAUCCCUUCCUGCGCUCCUGCGCUGAGCUGCACCAGCACGUCAACGUCAAGAACAUCAUUAUCGCUCUCAUUGACAGACUGGCGCUGUUUGCUCACAGAGAAGACGGACCGGGAAUCCCUGCUGAGAUCAAGCUGUUUGACAUUUUCUCCCAACAAGUGGCCACAGUCAUACAGUCUCGCCAGGACAUGCCGUCGGAGGAUGUGGUGUCCCUCCAGGUGUCUCUCAUCAACCUGGCCAUGAAGUGCUACCCUGACAGGGUGGAUUAUGUCGACAAGGUGCUGGAGAGCACCGUGGACAUCUUCAAUAAGCUCAACCUGGAACACAUCGCCACCAGCAGUGCGGUGUCCAAGGAGCUGACGCGUCUUCUGAAGAUCCCGGUGGACACCUACAACAACAUCCUGACGGUGCUGCAGCUCAAGCACUUCCCCCCGCUGUUUGAGUACUUCGACUACGAGUCGCGCAAGAGCAUGAGCUGCUACGUGCUGAGCAACACCCUGGACUACAGCACCGUCAUCAUCUCCCAGGAACAGGUUGAUGCUAUCCUCAGCUUGGUGUCAACGCUGAUCCAGGACCAGCCAGACCAGCCGGCUGAGGACCCCGACCCUGAGGACUUUGCAGAGGAGCAAAGCCUUGUGGGUCGUUUCAUCCACCUCCUCCACUCCGAUGACCCCGACCAACAGUACCUGAUUCUGAACACAGCCAGGAAGCACUUUGGCGCAGGAGGCAACCAGAGGAUUCGCUACACUCUCCCUCCUCUGGUCUUUGCUGCCUACCAGCUGGCCUUCCGCUACAAAGACAACUCCUCCUCUGACGACAAGUGGGAGAAGAAAUGUCAGAAGAUCUUCUCGUUUGCCCACCACACCAUCAGCGCCCUGAUCAAGGCGGAGCUGGCGGAGCUGCCCCUCAGGCUGUUCCUGCAGGGGGCGCUGGCGGCCGGCGAGGUCGGCUUUGAGAACCACGAGACAGUGGCGUACGAGUUCAUGUCCCAGGCGUUCUCUCUGUACGAGGAUGAGAUCAGCGACUCCAAGGCCCAGCUGGCAGCCAUCACCCUCAUCAUCGGCACGUUUGAGCGGACGCGCUGCUUCAGCGAGGAGAACCACGAGCCGCUCCGCACGCAGUGUGCCCUCGCCGCCUCCAAGCUGCUCAAGAAGCCCGACCAGUGUCGCGCCGUCAGCAUCUGCGCUCACCUCUUCUGGUCCGGACGCAACACGGACAAGAGCGGCGACGAGAUCAGGGAUGGGAAGAGGGUUAUGGAGUGUCUGAAGAAGGCCUUGAAGAUCGCCAACCAGUGCAUGGACCCUUCGUUGCAGGUGCAGCUGUUCAUCGAGAUCCUCAACAGAUACGUCUGCUUCUACGAGCGAGAGAAUGACGCGGUCACGGUGCAGGUUCUGAACCAGCUGAUCCAGAAGAUCCGGGAGGACCUCCCCAACCUGGAGGCCAGCGAGGAGACGGAGCAGAUUAACAAACACUUCCACAACACACUGGAGCACCUGCGCCUGCAGAGAGAGUCCCCCGAAUCUGAGGGCCCGGCGUACGAGGGCCUGGUUCUGUAGGGGCCUCACACCCAGAGAUAGAUACCUUUAUAGAAAUAUAUAUAUAUAUACACACACACACACACACACACCAGGGUAUUCCAUCCAGUGGGAAAGAUGUCGACCCCCACGACACCUACCGUUCAUCUGCGCUCCUUUUGUGUGUGUGUGUGUGUGUGUGUGUCUCAUCCUGUCCAUCUCUCUUUAUUCACCUUCGCUGUACUCCCGUCUACACAAAGAGAUUUGAACUUGAUUUAGUGUUACUACUGUGACAGAAGGUGUUGCUUAAGAGACGUGAAUGCACAGUGUGCUAGUAGGCUGUACUUGCCUUGCACUUCCAGAGUGGUACUGUAUCAUUCCUGCGUCUUUGACCACGUUAUUGUCAGACUCGUCAUGCUUAGGAAGAGGGGUGUAGCCGGUCGAAGUUGUCUUUUUCAUGCUCACCUCCUCGCCCAUAACCUACCAUCUGGUCUUGUCUCCCCUCAUACACUUUCCUGAUUAUGGACCCUCCUCCCCAAAAUUGCCCAUAACCACUCCCUCCUCUUCACAGCGACUGCUAUGAGAUAUGGCGGGUACUAAUCAGUGCUUUGAGCCAUCAGUGAUCGUGAGUGACCGGAGAGGAGUAUAUGAGUGCAUGCUUAGGGGACGAGUGGCACUCUUCGCCGUGUCGAGGAGAUUAAGGUAGCCUGCUGUAGAGCUGUCUUGUUUUCACGCUCAUACUAUAUGUCAUAUUCAGCUCUGUGUUGUAUAUGGAUCCCACGAUGCACCUGGUGCUGUGACCCCACCCUCACCCACAUCCCAUCCCCUCCUCUUCCAGGGCGGCCAUUGUAGAUUUCCCAUUGCCUGCUCUCUUUCAUUUCCUUUUCAUUCCCCUCUUUCUUUUUCAGAAUCUCAUGUUUGCUUCUAAGCCAUUUUCUUUUUUUGUUUUGUAUUUUGUAUUUUAUUUGAUUCUGGUUGUUGCCGUGUCCUGUGGCUGCUAGCCAUGUGCUUCUAGACAGCCCUGCCUAUGAAUCUGCGAGUGCUAGGGGACUUGAAACGUGUGUGUGUGUGUGUGUGCGCGCGCAACGGUCUUUUGUCAGGGGAGCUCUGAUGGAUGUGACUGCUAGUUUCUCUUUUCUUUGGAUGAACUGCUUUGAUUGCCUAGAAUUUUUGUCUGAGGAGGGUUCUGUUCAUCUUCUUGUCUCUCUUCUGGAUAUUGAACCCUUAUGUAUUGUAUGUAUAACCUACUUGUAAAUCAGAAAAAAACUAAAGCAGAAUAAAUAUCAUCGAUUAUCAUCAAUGUCAUUUGCACAAAUAAACUAAUUCAUAUUAAUCUUA
Hypomesus transpacificus is the source of this 3789-nucleotide messenger RNA. RefSeq names its product VPS35 retromer complex component (gene vps35). Lineage: Eukaryota; Metazoa; Chordata; Actinopteri; Osmeriformes; Osmeridae. The transcript has 17 exons. Gene Ontology annotation, biological process: intracellular protein transport; retrograde transport, endosome to Golgi. The coding region runs from base 97 to 2493 and encodes 798 amino acids. The record is from RefSeq and is a predicted model, not a curated record. Gene Ontology annotation, cellular component: retromer, cargo-selective complex; retromer complex; late endosome.